AUUCAAUCUGCAAAAUUUCGAGAUUCAUGGCUACAACACGACUUAACUCCUCUUGCCACUUUCCAUCGAGCACAAGACUUUAUUGUGAGAGCUAUCUAAGUCUGAGAACGACCGCGAGGAUUAGUUAUGCCGGAACCCUAACCGCUCCACGUGGCUAUCUUGCUGUAAAAGCAAACGGUGGUCAAGCUUCCGUGGUGACUGCAAUGGCUAUAACGGAGAAGAAACAAAAGAAGUAUCCUGGAGAAUCAAAGGGUUUUGUGGAAGAGAUGAGGUUUGUGGCGAUGAGAUUGCACACAAAAGAUCAGGCAAGGGAAGGAGAAAAAGAAUCUAAUAAAUCUCCGGAGGAAGGUCCGGUGGCUAAAUGGGAGCCGACGGUGGAAGGAUACUUACAGUUUCUAGUGGAUAGUAAGUUGGUUUACGACACGCUUGAGGGGAUCAUCGACGAAUCCGAUUUCCCAACUUAUGCCGGUUUCAAGAAUACGGGAUUGGAAAGAGCAGAGAGUUUGCGGAAGGAUAUGGAAUGGUUCAAGGAACAAGGUUAUGAGAUUCCAGAGCCAAUGGCUCCUGGUAAAACAUAUUCUGAGUAUUUAAAAUAUUUAGCAGAGUAUGAUCCUCAAGCAUUCAUUUGUCACUUCUACAACAUUUACUUUGCUCAUAGCGCCGGUGGCCAAAUGAUUGGAACAAAGGUAUCUGAGAAGAUACUCGAUGAUAAAGAACUCGAGUUCUAUAAAUGGGACGGUCAACUUUCUCAUUUGUUGCAGAAUGUGAGGCAAAAACUGAACAAAGUUGCAGAGUGUUGGACAAGAGAAGAGAAGAAUCAUUGUUUGGAAGAGACAGAGAAAUCGUUCAAGUUUUCCGGGGAGAUUCUUCGUCUUAUAUUGUCCUGAUUUGAUUCACAAACUCUUUAGAUCUUCAAGUCAAUAUUCAAUAAAGCAUUUUGCUAGUU
Molecule: messenger RNA, 946 nt
Organism: Arabidopsis arenosa
Lineage: Eukaryota; Viridiplantae; Streptophyta; Magnoliopsida; Brassicales; Brassicaceae
Source: the annotation of a GenBank genome assembly